Plasmodium fragile is the source of this 867-nucleotide messenger RNA. RefSeq lists its product as uncharacterized. Bases 1 to 867 code for a protein of 288 amino acids. The transcript is spliced from 2 exons. The record is from RefSeq and is a predicted model, not a curated record. Lineage: Eukaryota; Apicomplexa; Aconoidasida; Haemosporida; Plasmodiidae.
AUGGAAGCAGAUUUCGCAGAUUUACUGGCACAGUGGCUAAUACGCAGGCAAGGACAGGGAAUUGAAGGUUUUUACGAGACAGGAAUAUGGGCAGAUAUGCAACAUAUGGUAGACCAAUUUCUUACCUAUAUGGAAAACGAUCAUGACACACUGGUGACAUCGUGUAAUGAUGCAGGAUGGUGGAAGGAACAAAUCAUAAAUUGGCAUAAUGAUGACGACAAAGUUGUAUGCAAAAUGAUGGUGCCGGCAUUAUUUUUCAUGAAUGGAUGGGUGCUGGGUGCACAUAGGGAACACCAUGCUUCGGCCGCAGGAACCCCAUUACACACAUAUAUACGGUGCAUAAUUGCGAAUGUAUUUAUGUUUCAGUUAAUGAAAGCAAACUGUGGGAGAAAUCACGGUAUACGACAGGCCUUGCACAUAUUAGACCACUUUAUGGCCAGUGUGCCUAAUGCUGUUAAUCUUAACAUGUGUACCUGGGUGGUUAAUAAUGAGCUGAAAGUAGGAGGAAAAGUAAUAGGCGCAGAAUUUGAUGAAUGGAUAAUGGGGAAUGAAAAAAUGAAGGCCAAGAUGAAACAGUUACAGCAACGUGUAAAAUGCAAAAGAACGGGGAAACAGACAUCUGACCACUGGAAGCGACGUAUGGAAUUAUUGAAAGCAGGACACUUGCGGAAAGCAAUGGAGACCGGAAUGACGCGUAUAUUAAGGAAAGUACGGAAGAAAGUAGAGACACUACGGGGGCCCGUUCCUUCCGACGACGACGAUGAGGACGACGACGAUGAGGAGGAGGAAGGUGAAGAGGAAGAGGAGGAGGACGACGCGAAUGGUAAGCACAGUACAGGAGCAGCGUUCUACUCAUACGGGCACUAA